Molecule: messenger RNA, 3019 nt
Organism: Varroa destructor (honeybee mite)
Lineage: Eukaryota; Metazoa; Arthropoda; Arachnida; Mesostigmata; Varroidae
Gene: cactin
Product: cactin, spliceosome C complex subunit
Biological process (GO): mRNA cis splicing, via spliceosome
Cellular component (GO): spliceosomal complex; cytoplasm
Molecular function (GO): protein binding
Source: RefSeq, a predicted model, not a curated record
CUGGGCACUUGAUGUUUACUCCUCUAAACAAAAUGUGUUCGGUGGUUUCCUCUACAUUUUGACGGUGAGGGCAUCGUGAGAGAGUUGGAUAUUCUUAAAAGAAGCUCUACUCUGUAAAUGCAUUUUUAAAAUUCAUGUUUGAAGCGAUAUCUGAUUGGAAUCCAAUAGCCGAAUCUGCACGGGUGACGAUGAAGCUAUUUGCAGUGAUUUAGAAAAGAAGAUUCUCGUUGGCCUGAUUUCCGAGGAGCACGUACCGCCGAACACUUUUACUCGCAUUAGAUGGGUUCUUCCCGUCGACGUGGCUGUCGAAGUAGUAGCAGCCCGACUGAUUCAACUCGAUCCGGUUCGGAUUCGGAUGAAGGUCGCUCAUGGCGGAGAGAACGUAGCUCUAAAGAUUAUAGACAAAUAGAAAAAACCUUGGAUUCUCAAAAAGAUGAACGUUCGUGUUCAACGUCAAGACGAAAAGACGUUGAUAAUGCAGUGGAGCGAUCACGAAGUUCACCAGAGUAUCGCGGGCACAAUAAGGGUUCGCAGAAAGAUGGUAACCGAAGAAGCCCGGAAGGCUCUAUUGAAAAGCACUUGGUAAAGGAGCGUAAAAGAAGCUCUUCCCGUUGUCGUAGAAAUACCACACGAUGUCGAAGCCGUGACAGAGGGCAGAGUUUAGCUGAGAGCAACCGCGCAUCAAAGGAAAGGAACCGGUCACGAGAGAGGCUCGAACGUCCUCAAUAUAAAUCCACGUUUCGCUAUUGUGGACAAAAAGAUUCUCGCCGAGAUCGAACCGACUCUAAAGAACGAAGACAUCAUAAGAGCAAUUUAAGAGAAUCUCCUCAUGAACGUCGAAAUAAGUCGGAACAUGAAAAGAAAACUAGAGGUGAUUCCACAUGUGAAAGUGAGACUUGUGAUAAAUAUUAUGCUACGAAAUACGAGCAGAGUAGCCAGGGCAAGAGUUCCAGGCAACAAUUGGCGCCACGUUCUAGGAGCACCAGCGACGCGUCCCGAAGUACGUCCUAUGAGCAAGACUGUGAUGAAGAAAAGACCAAAACCGAGCGGAGGCAUAAGGAUGCAAUGAGCAAGGGCGAACGGGAAAAGUAUAGUGAGUUUCUCAAAGAGGAAGAAGUACGCCGAAAGGAGGAAAAGAAACGCCUUAAGCAGCUUAUGAAGGAGCGAGAAACGCCUGAGCAGAAGAGGGCACGUCGUCUCGCUAAAAAAGAAGCUAAGGAACGUAAACGAAAACAAGAGAUGGGCUGGGAUGAAGAGUAUGCCGGUUACACAAAUCACGAUAAUCCAUUCGGUGAUUCCAAUUUACUCCAAACAUUUAAGUGGACGAAAAAGUUAGAAAAAGAGGGUUUUAAAGACAUUAAGGACGAGGAACUAGAGCGUAUGAACCGACGCAAACGUGAAGAGCAACGGCAGGAACUGGAGAAAGUCAAAGAACGACGGCUAGAACGCGAAAGAGAACGCGCUGAACGGGAUGCAGCUAUUGAAAUGGAGCAACGUCAGCGUGAGGGUGCGCAGUUUGAGCAGUGGGCAGCUCAGGAGGACAGUUUCCAUUUGCAACAAGCCAAACUCCGUUCAAAAAUUCGUAUUGAGGACGGUCGCGCUAAACCGAUUGAUCUUCUCGCUCGAUACAUUUCAGCAGAGGAAGAAGAUUUUUCUGUGGAUAUGAUUGAACCUUACCUCUAUUUGAAUGGGCUAACGCUUGAUGACUUCGAAGACCUUAUUGAGGAUAUUAGCGUUUACAUGCGGCUUGAGAGUAAAAAGAAUCAAGAAUAUUGGAACGAUAUUCGUAUUAUCGUCGACGAAGAAGUUCGCCAGCUGAACAACGAGGAGAAGAAUGCUCUGGAUGAUAGAAGCGGGCGUAGUGCUAUUAGCACUGAAGUCAGCUCCGAGAUCGUCAGUGUAUUCAAAGGCAAAACACCUAAACAGCUUGAAGUCCUCAAAGGUCAAAUAGAACUAAAGCUGAGUAACAAGGCCCCGGGCCUUGAUGUCGCUUACUGGGAAACAUUACUAUCACGUUUGCGUUCGUAUAUGGCUAGAGCCCGACUUCGAGAACGCCAUGAAGAAAAUCUUCGAAAGAAACUGGAGCAAUUAAAGAUGGAACAAGGAGUAGCGGAAGAAGAACAUAUUGCAUCUCGGUACACCUGUGCAGAAGGCAGCAGUAGCCCUAGGACAGGCCAAGAUGAGGGCAGCCAAACUUCAGAACGGGGCGAAUUAGACCCAUUACAACAGAGCAUAGAGGAUUACCACGCAGGCAGAUAUACACCAACGCUACUUACGACGCAAGAGCUUGAACCUGGCACUCUCCUAACCGACCCCGAUGAGGAUGAGCAGCGACGAGAGAUUCGUAAAAUGAUGUUGCGUUCUAGUGGAACCGCCAAGCUGACUCGUAUAGAAGAAGAAUUUGAGCGAGAAGCUCGUAAAGGUAUGGAUUCAGACGAGGCCCGCUUCAGCGUUGAGGAGAACCUUGUCGAUUCUCAAUCAUACCAAUGGAGUGACAAAUGGCGACCGCGAAAACCGCGGUACUUUAACCGCGUUCAUACAGGCUUUGAGUGGAAUAAGUAUAAUCAGACACACUAUGACAUCGAUAAUCCGCCACCCAAAAUUGUUCAAGGCUACAAAUUCAACAUUUUCUAUCCGGACCUCAUUGAUAAGAACAAGACGCCUCAGUAUUUUCUCAUUCCAUGUAAGGACAACACUGACUUUUCUAUAUUACGUUUUCAUGCAGGUCCCCCAUACGAGGAUAUCGCGUUUAAAGUUGUCAACCGAGAAUGGGAAUAUUCAUAUAAAAAGGGUUUCCGGUGCCAAUUUCACAACGAUAUCUUUCAGUUAUGGUUCCACUUUAAACGCUACCGAUACAGGAGAUAGAAAAUGAGUGUGUGCAUGUAUUCAUGUGAGGCUUGAUGAGAAAUUAUGUGCAUCAUUAUAAAAAGUUGAGUCGCCUACUUUCAUUCCGCGUAAUGCUUUCUUAUCAUUGGUCUGAAACCCUGAUUGUAUAUACAUGACAUAUACGAAUAAUAAA